Molecule: messenger RNA, 939 nt
Organism: Trichoderma harzianum CBS 226.95
Lineage: Eukaryota; Fungi; Ascomycota; Sordariomycetes; Hypocreales; Hypocreaceae
Exons: 1
Coding region: 1-939 (312 amino acids)
Source: RefSeq, a predicted model, not a curated record
AUGGCACCAGGUAAACAAGACAACACCGCCUUGCACCAAUGUGAUGAGUGUACGGUGUCAUACACCAGCCGGCGACACCUGGAGCGUCACCGCAAGAUACAUGCCAAGCUGAGAGAACGAGAAAAGGCCAGACAACGCAAUCACAGGUGUGUUCAUUGUCGGCGUAAAUACGCGAGCGACGAGAGGCUCCAAAAACACAUCAACGACUACCACUUCAAGGAGACUGAUGAGCGAAAGGCUUGUGCGCGCUGUCUGCUUUAUAAGAUGCCGUGCAAGGGCGCCCCUCCCUGUAAAUGGUGCAAACUCGAUGGUAAAGCUGCAGAAUGUGUCAUUGCGUUUCCUCGAACUGCUGUACCGGUACCUCCUGCUGCUACAUCUCCACAGCAGCAGGAACAGGUAGAAGAAGAAGGGCCACAAGAUGAUACGUUGAUCCAACAGGGAGCGCUAGGGUCAGCCUCUGGCCAUGUUUCUGCCGGUUGGAGUACACCACGCCCAAAUAGCCCAACGGAUAGCAUCCUAUGCCUUCCCCCUCGGCUACAACUGAAUAGCCUAACAGAUAGCAUUGCAUCUCUUCCUCCCCGGCCACUUCCUCCUAUAGAUAUUAAUAUUAGGGCAGACAGCCUGUCUUCCAGAUCAACCGCUCCUGGGGAAGUUAAUAUCCAAGCAGCUAGCUUUAGCUGGCUGGACUUUAAAGUAGCAUACCUAAGCCCGCAGACGCCUUUUAUCCAAAGGCUUAUUAAUAAUAAUUCCUAUACAUAUACCUCGCGGGACUCUGCUAACGGAAUUCCUCUUAAAGCUUCCCUAGUAGUAGCAUUAGACAGCCUAGGGCUUCUUUAUAAGGAACCAUAUAUUCCCCAGAUAAUAAAGCUAUCCGAGCUUAUCUUUGUGCCUGGAAUUAAGCUGUUAAGGCAACUUAUUAAUAACUACUUUCUUAAGUAG